AUGUCCGAUAACGAGGAUCCAUACGCCGUGAGCUCGGAUUCAGAUGACGACGACGUCCGAAAACCUCCGCCAAAAAUUCAGAUCGAAGGGAGGACCGGAGAUCUCAAUAAAAUUGUAAGUAAACUUGCCCAGGAAAAGCUUUGAUAGAAUUUUUAUGGAACAGCGACGGAACUUAUCUAGUGGCAAAAACGUACCAUUUUACAUCCGGGAAAUACCAAAAAAUGUGGCAAAAUGCCUCCAUCUCCAACUAAAAAACUCCGUUUUCAAGGGCGCGUCCUUUCCAUAACAUAAACGGCGGGACUUCACUUGGAGAAGGAGAUAUUUUGCUACAUUUUUUGAUACUUUCCGUAUGCAAAAUGGUACGUUUUUACCACUGGAUCAGGUCCACCACAGUAGGUAGCGUCAUAUAGUACUUUCACUAAUAGAAAAGCAGAUUCACACUGCCAGAAACCCUAUUAUCCGCUUAACAAAAGCCUAUUACAUUGCAGAAAGAGAACCUCAUAAAAGCCGAGACCAACGUGAAAGACGAAGAACGCCAGAAGGAGAUCGAGGCCCUCAAGGAGGGCAAAAAAGAGGAAUUGGCCAAGAUGAAGCAAGACUUCGAAGCCGGCAAAUCCUCUCUACAAAAGGAGGAGCCCGAGCGGAAAGUCUCACUGGAAGGUGAGCAAUCAUUCCUUCCGAUAUUGCUGUGUUUUAGGCGUCGGAAAGGAUACACUAUCAUCCAUUCGGAAUCUGAUCGAAAGCGGAGGUGAGACCAAAGCAUUCGAAUCCGAACAGCGAAAGGAAGUGGAGAGUCUGUUGAAGAGCGAGGGCGAGCGCAAAAAAAUGUUGGCCGCCUUCAUGGAGGUAGGCAUUUGUUUUUGUUGAUGAUUAUCUAUGUUUUUUGUUGUAAAAUACGCAUUGCAAAAAAGAAAACAAAAUUCAGUUCACCAAUAUUACUUCUUUAGGAAGCUGCGAAAGAGCCCUCAAACGACUGCUUUAUCUGCGGCAAGAUCGUCUACAACGUCGAACGGAUCGUUGCAGCCAAGAAAACCUAUCACAACACUUGCUUUAAAUGUUGCAAAUGUUCAAAACGGCUGACGUAAGUAUCGAAACAACGAUCCUUUCAGAAAAGUCAUCAACUAUUCCCAAACAAUAUGUAUAAUGACCGUAAUUACAGUCCGACAACGUUCAAUCAUCACGAAGAGAAUUUAUUUUGCCGUGCUCAUUAUCAAGAGGCCCUUCAUCCCGAACAGGUUGGAGCUGUUGUUGAUGAAGAGGAUGACCAGCCUGACGAGGAUGACGAGUGGGCGUUGGUCUCAAAACCAAAGAAAUUGGCCGAUGGAGUGGUCAGAUGUAAGUUGAAAACACGUUGCAACCCCGACUAAUAUCUGAAUCACUUUUCUACUCUAAUUGUAAAUCAUGACUCUUCAGCCGACCAAACAGCCAAUAUUGGCGAUGAGCUGGCUCAAUUAAGAUCGCUCAAGGAGAAAAAGGCAGAGUUAGAGCAAUCAGCGGCCGAAGCACAAAAGGUGGACAAGAAACUGACGCCAGCUGAAGAGAUCGCUGCCGGACGAGUCAAGGAGAACAUGGAAAAGUGAGAUGAGCAAAAUUAAUAACCAUUACCUCUGUAGAAUCACCACGGGUACGGACGAAGAGAAAGCUGCAGCAGAAGCGGCCGAGCGUCAAAAGGAAAUCGAAGCAAUCAAAGGGUCAGUUCAUGACGUCAAGAAUCGCUGGAAAACCGGAGAUGUCGAAACUGCCGAGAGCAAAGAAUCGGAAACCAAAUCAGAGCUUGAAGCGCUCAAAGGCCAGAGAAUCUCCGAUCGUUUCAAAGAGGGAGCAGAUGAACAUGAAGUCGUCAAAGCCUAUGACAAAUCCGAGCUCAACACUACUGGUAGGAGACUUCCGGAAUGCAGUGCGGGACCGGAUCCAGUGGAUAAAAGUGCUUCCGAAUCCAUCAGGGAGUCAUUUAGAAUACCACUAAAUACCUCCCUCUCUGACUGGAAAUAGCGUUCUUUUGAAGACAGAGCGAGAAAAUUUCGCUUUUGGAAGGAGUAGAGAUGGAAACGGGAAUUCGGUAAGGCAUCGAAUACCUCUUUCUCUGCUCUUUCCAAAUGGGCAACUUUCCCGCCUGUCUCGUCAGAAGAACGCUAUUUUCGGUCAGAUAGGGAGAUAUUUCGAAGUAUUUGGAAUGACUCCAGGAUGCAAUCUGAAACACUUUUGAUCACUGGAUCCCGUCCCUCACUGUAUAUCCGCUCUCACAAUUAAUUUAUUGUCAUCACUAUCGUUAUCGUUCAUUUUGUAUUUUAGCGAUUGCCGAGGCCCGAAAGUCAUUCUUGGAAGGAUCGGCUUACCAAUCCGGCCCAGUUGAGAAAACCGCUAAUGAUUUGGACGAAAUCAGGAGAGGAAGUAAGUAAAAUAAAACAAUAUGCCUUCCCGUAUUUUACCACAAAGGAUAUUCGCCAAAUUUCUUUCUAUUACCCCUCUUUCAACCUUAAUUUUUAUUUUCUCUGCGAAAUUGCGAACAUAUGGCUAUUAUUUUCGAUCGGGAGACCUUCGGGUCACUCAGUUUUACACAUUAUAAAAAUUCGGCGGCCGAAAAACGGCCCAACUCGAAAAUUUCCGGGGUUUCGAUUUGUUGUGAUCUAGGAAGCCCAGUGAACCAUACUGAUUUCUUAUGUUAUAGAAUUCUUUCCCCUUACACUACCUACUACAAUAUCCAACUCCCCGAUUUUUACUAAAAAUGUCCUAUUUCAGCCCUCAGCUCCUUCAAGGACCGCUUCGAAAAGGGUCAGGCCACUGAGUACGAAAAAACCGCCGUCGAAUUGGACGUUCAGUUGGGCAAUAUCAAGGAUCAAUUGAGCAAACUCAAAUCCGAAGACCAAAUGACUCCAGAAGAACGAGCGGAAAAGAAGAAGAAGGAGAUUGAAGAGGAAUUCCUUCGCUACAAACUGGCAAGGAAGCUCAGAGAGAAGAAAAAUGCGCAGGUGAGUGGGCGAUUAUGGAAAAAUUAUGUUACACGUCAAUCCAAACGAAAAAAAUUUCCCGCCCCUUUUUGGUGAUUCGUUCAAAACGAAAUGUCACUAUCCGAUAAAACGCAUUUUCUUAUCUUUCUUCUUCCUUUUCGAGAAAAAGUGUCGAUAAUUUCACGACAUUUCGUCUCUCUUUUAAAUCAAUGAAAACGAUACGAAGUUUCGAAGCGGUUCAGGAAAUGCGCCGGAUGAAUAACAUGUUAUUCAUGAGGAAUGAAGCCGAUUUUUGAAGAAAAGUUAAUUAGAAGGCUGAAGCAAGGCUAAAACAGAUCUCCAAGGCUCUAAAAGCUCUAACAACACUAAAACAAGAUCUGCUUUCAGGGCGGAGAAGAAGAAGCGCCCGCAGUUGAAGGUGGAAGUGGACUUGAUGUUGAGAUCAAGAUGGCUGGAAAAGCAAGGAAAAAGUUCGAGGAAAUCGACAGCAACGCUGCUCCAAUCUUCCCUAAACAGGUAAGAAAUCUUAAACAACAAUAAUAUUCAACAUUCGUCCAAGAAAAAUCAAAAAAUCAAAGAACGUCAAAAAUUUGGCAUGUACAACAUCGAAAAAUAGCAAAUCCGGCCAAAACUAGAUGAGUUCUGCCUUCAAAGGGCAAGGAGGCAUUGAAAAAAGAUUGUCGAAUCAUUUUACAGCCAAAACAAUCCAUCUUUAUGUUAUACUACUUGAAAAAACGAAUAUUUACCUAAAAACCCCUCAAAUUUCAGGCCGAACGCCGAACCUCCUCUUCCAAAUGGGACAAACCCGAAUCCACGGCCGAAGUCGUCAAUCGUCGUCAGCAACAAUCCGACUCCGAGGAGGACGAGGAUCCCGAUGCGUUUGACGUGAAAAACCUCAUGAACAAGUUCAAAAACAUUGCCAAUCUGGCGCCGACCAAGGUGGAAAAGAAUCUGGACGAGCUGGAGCAGCUGAGAAUCGAAGCCAAGAAUCUGAGGGAGAAGUUCGAGAAGCAGGGAACUGGAGCGGACGAGGAGACGGAGGAGAAAAAGAGACAAUUGCAGGAGGAGUUCGAGCAGCUGAAGGGUAAGAUAAAUAAAUGUAAAAAAAAUAUCGUUUCUGAGUAAAAUGAUAGAUCAUACUAAAAUCAGACGUCUAUACUAUCAGAAUCCAUCGUAUUUUAGCUGAAAACUCGAGAAAAAUUCGCGGAAAAUUGGAAGAAAAAAGAAAAGUCGUGUAUGGAGAAAAAACGUCAAAUUUUAUGCACUGCUACGUUUUUUCUCCAUAAUUUUCAAACAUUUUACCCGGAAGAUGGCAAAAUUAGCUUAUUGAUUUUUUUUCUGCUAUGUUCAAAUGAAUUUGUAGGGAUAAAAACGUGAAAUUUUGUGGAUUCCAACGUAUUUUUAGGGACAAAAAACGUAAAUUACGAAAAAUGAAAAUUAUGUCGAUAAAACGUAAAAAUAUGAGGUGAACAUUGUAAAAUACGAGCAAUUUAACGGUCUCAAAUUUUUUAGCCGAACGUCAACGCGCCAAAGAAGAACUCGAAGCCGAAAGAGCGGCGGCCGAAGCCGAAGGCGGCGAAGACAAAGAAGAAAUCCAAAUCGCCGCCGACCAUGCGUCGAAAAUGGCGGCGAAAUGGGAGAAGAUCAACAAGAAGGAGGCCAAGAAGGCGGAACGAUCCAAAAUGCCGGCAAGGGUCAGCAAGUGUGGGGUGCAGAGUCUGGUGAACAACUUUGAAAAGUUCUCUAACAAGAGUGUGACUUUGAAGUGAGCACGUCAAACUGAGGAGUCCGAUGAGCGGAGUAGACUCUUCGCUAUCGGUUUUUUACACUUCGUCUUGAUUUCACAGAGAAGACAGAGAAAAGGCGCGCAAAAAACGUACUCUCUCGCCUCAAAAAUUCCCCAUUUCUCCCCCGACAAAAAGUUUUUUCGCGUCUGUUUUGGCGAAUUGCUAUUCCAUUCAUUUACGGGACCAUUUUAGCUUAUCUCAGUUUGACAUGCAGCGUGUAAGUAUAAUAAUAAUAAUAUUUUUGUAACUUCCACAGCAUUUUUAUUGCAUAACAAAUCUUAUUUUGUCGGGUCUGACUAACUUUUUACUGGAUACGAGUAAUUUUUUACCUUUUUUUAUAGCUAUGUAUAAAAUAUUUUUUUUACAAAAUAAGAUCUUGAGAUAUCACCCUGGGGUCUUCUUGAAAUUUUGCACAAAUGUUGGAUCAAGGCUAGCGAUCAAGCAUUUUAACUUUUGGAUUGCCUUUUGCCUAGACAGCCGAGAUAAAAUGAUGACAAAAGACUUGAAAAGCAAUUUUGGCCAAAUACAGGGUGCGCCAAAAAUAUUGGGACUCAUAUUUUUACUUGCCCUGCGGGCUGUAAUGGUAAAAAAGCAAAGUGGUCGCUUGUGCAAACGUGCAAUGCUCCCAAGAAUCUAUCUUCAAAGUUUCAGACAGAGUAGUCGUAUACGACACCUGUUCUGCCUUUAUAAGUGCUCACAACUAAGGCCCCUGAGACACGGACCCCAAAAUGGAUAAAAAUUGGAAACACUAGUUUUACCGUUGCAUGCUAUGGCAGAAAUUCACUUUAUAUGACAGAGUAGCGGUCGCUUUUUAUACACUAAAAAUGAUUUUUACUUAUAAUGACGAUUACAUCUUUUACAGCCCGUCAAAGUCGGCCUAAAAACGCGCCGUUUUCCAGAAAACUUCCGUAAGAUCAAAGAUUUUUAUGUAGAAGUUUCCAUGUAAGGUUCCCAGCGUAUUAGGCAUCAGAGAUACUUUUAUAAGGACAACGAGAGUCUGACUAGUCGUCUUUGAAAAAUUAUUCUUUUAUCUUCUGCCUCUGGGGGAUGAAAUAGUGACUACAGCGGUAGAAUUUACUCUAAGGUUGCUCGUCAAGUGAGCUUGGACUGAAGAUCGCUAAAAGUAAUUCAGUUGUGUCAGCAUGUGUCCAGAGUACAGCGUUACGCCGAUUUUUACGCUCAAGUACUUUUCAACUUGCAGUAAACUGCCAAAAUAUAUCAAGCUUCGAAGGACCGUGCCUCCAAUCCGCACCAUAAAGUUUUUUCCAUACAGAAACUGUCCCCUUGUAGGUGUAGAUUUUCUUUUACAGUAUGACAAUUCCCUAUGUACACACUCUAUAACCACAAAAUUUUAGAGCAACACGGGCGAUACUGUGGUAUUGAGAUCGUUAAAAACAUAAAAAUCCGAACUUUCGGGAUUUUUUUUGUUUUUUCGACCAGCGCCGCCAUAUCGGUCGUCAACCAUGAUUACAUACGUUGUUACGAAGUGAAUAGCAUGUGCUUUAUACACAAUAAAUUUGAAGGAUCUUACAUUCCCUUAGCGGAAAUAAUGGCCAAAUUGAUUUCCCGGUCAUCCACUUGAAAAGAAAAUUUUGGUCCCCCAAAAAAUUUUAAAAUAUUUUUUCAAGUUUGCAAUAGGCCCCAACCCUGGCAUGACCGUUGCCGUAUAGCAAGACUGUUACCCUUGCUAAAACGGCCAAAAGUCUUGAUUCCAAGGCCAGCCGAAAAAAGCUACACGGAAUUGAUUUUUGUCCCAAUAUUUUUGGCGCACCCUGUACAUUUCAAAGUUUCGUCGAAAAAAUGGUUUUUCUCGAUGUUAGUGCAAAAUUUUAUUGCGAUAGACAGCUUGGGUACCAAGAUUAUUUAUUUAAAUAAAAAUGACUUCAUCUUUUUAUCAGACUAAUAUACUAUUACAUAUAAUACAUAUUUUUUCAUGGUAAAAGACGUGUUCACGUUGGGUUUUACAUAUACAGUAGCGGACCUGAUCCAUUGGUCAGAAACGUACCAUUUUGCAUCCGAGAAAUAUCAAAAAUGUAGCAAAAUACCUCCCUCUCCAAGUGAAAAAACUCCGAUUUCAAAAGCGCGCCCAUUCUUUUGUGAGAGAAAGGGCGCGCAAUUCAAAACAGAGUUUUUUAGUUAGAGAGGGAGGUAUUUUGCCACCUUUUUGAUACUUCCCGGAUGCAAAAUGAUGCGUUUUUUGCCACUAUAUCAAGUCCCUUAAUGUAUAAUUUCUAACUGUUUGAUUUGAUGAAUGUGCAAAUAAAUUUCUAACAACUCUUCGGAAGUUUUUUUUUUGAAAAAAUAACGAUUGAAAAAACAGUGUUUAGAAUCCGAUAACAGUUUCCUUCAAUUUCAGCAGUAA
Messenger RNA from Bursaphelenchus xylophilus (pine wood nematode), 7097 nucleotides. Lineage: Eukaryota; Metazoa; Nematoda; Chromadorea; Rhabditida; Aphelenchoididae. The record is from the annotation of a GenBank genome assembly.